AACUACUGAGCCAAGCGAAAGCUUUGCUUCAUCCCCCACCCUCUCACCUUCUCUUCGCCGCCCUCCACCUCUCCCCUCUCCUCCCCACAGAUUCGCUCGAUUGGUGUUCUUCGCGUGCUGAGCCCCGCCUAAUCAUCUCGUCAAAAGGACGGCAUAGCCUCUGCACAUCUUCUUGCCGCAAGAAUCGCGGCGAGCGACCAAUUUGGUGGGAGAUCCUUGGAAGGAAGGAGUCUCCACUUCUCCAAGAUUUCAAGCGCCGGUGGGGCGGGGUGGGCGGAGAGGAAGGGGGAAUGAUUCAGCUGCUGUUCCUGGUGCUGUUCGCGGAGGGCGCGGCGGCGCUGCUGCUGAUGGUGAAGAUCGGGCCGCUGCGGGAGCUGGCGAUGCGGGGCGUCGAGCAGGCCAAGGACGGCAAGGGCCCCGCCGCGGUGAAGACGCUCGCAUGCACGCUGCUCGUCAUCUUCAUGUCCAGCGUCACCAGCAUCCUCAGGAUCCAGAACCGCGGCGCCAAGCUCGGCACCGUCAGCCCCAUGGACCAGGUGCUCUGGCGGACGCACCUCCUCGAGGCCUCCCUCAUCGGGUACAUACUAUUCCUCGCAUUUGUCAUUGACCGGUUGCACCACUACCACCGGAAGCUGACCAUACUCAAGAAAACCGCAAACACCUCCAGGGAAGAGGUUGAGAAACUACAAAAUGAGCUCCAAGGCAAGGAAGAUAACUCCAAGGAAAUUAAGAAGCUUCGUGGGGAAUUAGCCACCCUUAGUGAAAAGAUGAAGAAGCUAAAGUUUGAGUCAGAAGAGCAUGAAAGGCGGAGAUUGGAGGCCGAAGCGCAUGUCAAUGCCCUACAGAAGCAAUCUGAGGAGCUUCUGCUAGAAUAUGACCGGUUGUUGGAAGAUAACCAAAUAUUGCAGACACAGGUUCUUUCUCUCAGAAGCUGAGGCCUACAAUGUACAACUGGUGUAACGUCCAAACUCUUACAAAGGGGCAUUGGACUGCCAUGAUUUUGUUCUAGCUCAGAUGUCUGUAACCUAUAAUGUGGCAUGUGUUCGUUGCUCCAAGUUCUUUUUGCAACAGAUUAGCCAGAUCCGGUUUUGCGUGAUAUAGAGGGAAGCAAAUUUGGUAUCCUGAAUUAGGAAAUCAGGACACCAAAACUCUACAAUUCAGGGUGUCGGUAUAGAGGUGAUUAAUGAUGAGAAGCUAGAGUCUCGAUCUUACAAAAGGUAUGUAUAGGUUUAUUACGAAGACUUGACGUUAAUGAUUCAAAGGUCCUGCCCAGAACAAUUAAGCCCAUCA
Messenger RNA from Oryza brachyantha (malo sina), 1290 nucleotides. RefSeq names its product B-cell receptor-associated protein 31-like. NCBI's taxonomy places the organism in Eukaryota, Viridiplantae, Streptophyta, Magnoliopsida, Poales, Poaceae. The record is from RefSeq and is a predicted model, not a curated record. The transcript is spliced from 3 exons. Gene Ontology annotation, biological process: endoplasmic reticulum to Golgi vesicle-mediated transport; intracellular protein transport. Gene Ontology annotation, cellular component: endoplasmic reticulum; endoplasmic reticulum membrane. Bases 291 to 935 code for a protein of 214 amino acids.